AUGGCACACUCAGACUCGGAUCUUUCCUCACUUUCAUCAGCUCCACCGACUGAUGACGAAGCAGCCAUGGCCAUCGACGAGCCACUUGGUAUUGCAAAGUACUUCAAGAAGGAGUCGGAGACUCCGCCGCCAAAGCGGGAACCAUCACCGCCGCAUGAAUACGUUCUGGCUGAUAACCCGAACAUCGCGUUCAUCGUCACGUUCCGCGCGCGUUUCCACGAAGCUUUCCCUCGAAGCCUGCCACACUUCGGACCGCAAGACAUUGAGAAAGGAGUUGAGGACUUGGUCCCUGGAGAAUACAUUGAGCGCCUACUAUGCGCGCUGCUAGGACUUGUUUUGAAUCGCAAGAAGGAUGUUGAGUAUGGUCGCCACCCAAUACCCGGUCCCCCGCGACGAAAUCACUAUACGCGACCGCUAGAGGAGGCGAUUCAAGUUCAUCAAUCGCAGUGGCCAAAGGCAUGGGAGGGCAAGAACCCUCUGCAUGGUGGUCGCACUUUUGCGACCAUGUCGCCCGCAGAACGGCUCGAACUCCUACGCGCUUUGAUCCUCUGGUCCCUCUCGUCAUCCGAUGCAAUUCAGGCAAAGAUCAAGGAAUCGUAUAAGCAGUCGCGCCAUGAUGAUGACUUGAACCAGCCCCUAUCCGUUCAGCCCUGGGGUAAGGAUAGCCUGAAACGUCGAUAUUGGCUUAUCGAAGGUCAAGAUGAUACGCACUUCCGGUUAUACCGUGAGAGCAACCCUGCUCUCAAGACCAUUACCUGGUGGAGUGUUGCUGGUGAUAUUCCAGAAAUACAGGCUAUCGCCGGUAAAUUGCAGGAGGAGAAGGGUACGAAUUCGAAGAAACUUAGCGAACGGAUCAGAGCCGCCAUCCCUCGGUUUGAAGCUUCAGAAGAGAAGCGCAAGCGUCGCGACUACCGUCUUGCACGCAAGGCUGCAUUUGCUCGCCCGGAGCCCGGCUUCUCCUUGUAUGAGGGCCGCACCCGUGGCAAGAAGCUGAAAUACACCUACGACGAUGACGAGGACUUCUUCUCAGAUGACCAGCCCGCUAGACGAUCAGCCCGGAAUUCAUCCGGCGUGACACCGGCUGAACCCUCGCGUCCUCGAUUCACUGCAAGUGGCCGCCAAGUUAGGUCUCGGGCAGGCGGCGCAUACGGUGAAUCAUUGCUCAGUGGCCAGCGGGAAGAUUCCGAAUAUGAGGAAGAAGAUGGUUCAAGACCGCAACGGAACCGGACAUCAACUCAUCCCAACGGCUACUCUGGUUAUGGUCUCGAUGAGGACGAUGAGUCCGAAGCUCGCUCCAAUGACAGUGGGAAUGAAUGGGACGGUGGGGAUGAGGAUGAAAAUGAUUUUGAGGGCGAUGACGAAGGGGAUGAUGCGAGUGGCGAUGAAUCUAUCAUCAACGGGGAGCCCAGAAGUCUCGUGGUUCAGCUUCGAUACGGUAAGGGCGGUGCGCCCGGUGGGCCCAAAGAUCCUGACGAGCCUCCUCCAAAGGAUGCUUCGAUGGAAGAUGCUGGACAAGCUGGCGUGCCUAAUGAAGCGUACGUUCCUAAAGACACACCGCAGCCACCCCCGGCAACAGGGCCUGCAGCAGCUCCAUCUGCGACCGCAUCGGCUUUCGCCUCGGCUCCAGCACCUCAGGUUCCUACCCAGCCAGCAGUUCCAAAGGUGACUGGAUUACCAAUGUCUGCACUCUUGAACACCCCCGAGCCCGCUGUUCAGGUAUCGACCGACGUGUCUCACCCUGUCUCCGCGCCAUCAGAAGCACCGAGAACUAACCAGCCGGUCUCGUUAAACGGCUGGAAUGGGUCUCAUCAGGGUACUGAGAAUCGACCCAGCUCCGAGCUGCCUCGUGCGCAGGCGCCACCGCCACCGACAGGCUGA
Molecule: messenger RNA, 1878 nt
Organism: Penicillium daleae
Lineage: Eukaryota; Fungi; Ascomycota; Eurotiomycetes; Eurotiales; Aspergillaceae
Exons: 5
Coding region: 1-1878 (625 amino acids)
Source: RefSeq, a predicted model, not a curated record